Messenger RNA from Malus domestica (apple), 1389 nucleotides. Its product is annotated as protein ROOT INITIATION DEFECTIVE 3-like. The record is from RefSeq and is a predicted model, not a curated record. Gene Ontology annotation, molecular function: protein binding. Gene Ontology annotation, biological process: DNA-templated DNA replication; rRNA processing. Lineage: Eukaryota; Viridiplantae; Streptophyta; Magnoliopsida; Rosales; Rosaceae. Gene Ontology annotation, cellular component: nuclear pre-replicative complex.
AGCUAAGCAAAUGACAAAAAAUACUGACCCUGUAGGGGUCCCAAGUGGCAUCGUAUCCUUCGUAAGGGUAGUCCUCUCCGCUGUCAAUUCCACCAUUUUUUAUGAUGAACUCGAAGGCGUAGUCCAUGAGACCACCAUUGCAUCCUUCAUUGUAUGUUGACUAAUUCCUAGCAAAAAUCUCAGAGAGCAGCACCAUCAAUGUUUUACGUAUCCGUUACUCUGUUCGAGAUUCCAAAACGCUCAAUAAAAAUCCUUGUGAGAAACCCCAGUUCACCUGUCUUCAGUCGAAGCCGGCAUUGGCUGCUGGGACCUCCGCACGGGCGCCGAGCAGCUCCGCUACAAGCUCUGCGCCUCUCCGCCUCGCGGUCUCAUCUGCGUAAACGAACGGUUCCUCGCCUCCUCUCAGCUUCUCGAGUCUUCUUCCUCCUCUUGCUCUGUCCUGGCCCUGGUCCAAGCUGCAAGUUCAUGUCUAGAGCUUUCCAAAAGAACCGAUCAAUCCGCUCACUGCGAACAGCGAAGGCACAUAGAUUGUUGGCGGAGGCUCGCCGGGGAAUAUCUACUUGUGGGAGGUCUAGUGAAUAAUAUUCUAGUCAUUCGACAGCAUUUUUCUGAGAAAUAUACAAGAAGUUGUGUUAAGGUUGCAACUUGUGUUGUAUUCUUGGUUCUGACUUCAACUGAAGACCUCGAACAAGUCUGGAGCUCUUUGCAUUAUAGUGUACACACACGCGCACAAUUAAUGUGCCUAUGCCCAGACGAUCUUCAUUAUGCCCGAAUGCAAAGGAAAAGACCAUUCUGGUGAAAUUUGUAAUGCAUCAGCCAACCACCGGUUCUAAUAAUGCAUGCAGCUUUCUCUCCCUUCCCAUCGCACUUCCCCUAAAGAGAAUGUGUCAACCCUGCGUUCGUUAGCAGCACCCGCAAUAGUCAGGUGAGUAGGAUUAACCAAAAAAAAAUAACUUCAAAAGGUCAACGAAACAUGCAUGCAUAAACUAAACACCUCAACUAAUUUUGAAAUUACCUGUUUUGCACUCUCCCUUUUUGAUGAUUUUUGCAGCCGGCCAAAGUGAGCUGCAAUGUAGUGGUUAAAUCCUGUAACUGCUAGCAGCUAAACCAGACAACUGGAGGGUCUUGGUGAAUCCAGUUUUUUUAGGUCUGCCGCCCUCCCAAAAGCGUGCUUGUGAAACUUUCUGCAAAAUUUUGUGACUAUAAACUGUUACUUUCUUGCAUAUAUUUUUUGGAAUGAAAUAAGACUAGAGCAUUGCAAAUCACGAUAUUGGGAGAGGGGGAAUUGAACUCGGGACCUGGAAUAUGAUAAUCUGCACUUGUUUAGUUGGAAUAUUGUAAUUUGUCAAGUAUAAUAAAAGCUCUACCCCAUAAAUUGUUUAGUUGGAA